AUGCAUUUCUCCGCCCUCGUUGCUCUGGCUGCUCUCGUAGCGAGCCCAUUCGCCCUCGCCCAGGCAUCCGACACCGUAUACGUCGUCUACGGCAACGGCCAACAGUUCGAGGACCCCACCGCAUCCGUCGACACACUCACCUGCGGAUCCGUCCUGGCAGCCGAGGGGUACGCCCAGGUCGGAGACAUUCCCGGCAACCUCGCCGGGUUUGCCAACGUCACCAACGCAGACUCGCCGCUGUGCAGCCAAUGCGUAGUGCUGGGCUGGCAGGGAAGGGACGUCACCGUGCGCAUCGUCGACACAUCCUCGGAAGGCGGAUUCGUAGUCACUGAGGGGACGUACGAGGAGCUGGUGGGCAGCGACACGGUUCUGCCGGGGAUCUACCAAGCGCGAAUUGUAGAGGGGCCGUACAGCUGCUGA
Messenger RNA from Fomitopsis serialis, 420 nucleotides. RefSeq lists its product as uncharacterized. NCBI's taxonomy places the organism in Eukaryota, Fungi, Basidiomycota, Agaricomycetes, Polyporales, Fomitopsidaceae. Bases 1 to 420 code for a protein of 139 amino acids. The transcript has a single exon. The record is from RefSeq and is a predicted model, not a curated record.